Molecule: messenger RNA, 715 nt
Organism: Ruditapes philippinarum (Manila clam)
Lineage: Eukaryota; Metazoa; Mollusca; Bivalvia; Venerida; Veneridae
Product: protein draper-like
Exons: 3
Coding region: 162-614 (150 amino acids)
Source: RefSeq, a predicted model, not a curated record
UUGCCAUAAACCAGAAUGUGAAGCAUUCGAGCAACAAAGUAAAGGCACAAUAUGCACCUUUGGCGAUAGAUGGCAACAUUCUAUCAUGUAGUGUCACAGCAAAUAAUAAGGAGAACACCUGGUGGAAGAUCUGGUUUCCCUACAGCUUUAAUGUGUGGAAAAUGACUUUUCUUACUAAGGAAAGUUAUAAAAAAUAUUUUAACGGAUUUGAAGUAUCAAUCGAGUACGUACCAAAAGAGAUGAAUAAUAACAAGGCCUACUACCCGCCAGAGCCACUUACUUGUUAUAAACAGAAUGUUUCAAAGCAAGAGUCAAUAAAGAUGAAUGUUGAAUGUAAUACUUCAACAGCAGGUAACCAGGUCAGAAUGACAUUGUUGCAGAAGUAUUCACAUCUUGUCCUAUGUGAUGUCAGAAUAUAUGCAGAAUGUGGGAACGGUAAAUACGGUAAGAAUUGUUCGAAUCAAUGUAGCAAUAAUUGCCUAGAAGAUUGUGACAAAGUAAACGGGACUUGUUUAUCCUGCAAGCCUGGAUGGAGCGGACCAAUGUGCAUGAAAGGCAAGUUCUUGAACAGUAAAAAAUAUCGAUUGAUGUAUAGGCUCACUUUAAAACUUUAAAUGCGAACUAGUAAUAUAUUAAUGAUCUUAUAAUGAAUAUGAUAAUUUGACACAAUUAAUGGUAAAUUUCAUAGACCAGGCCAUAGCAAUUUCAUUUAAUC